AUGGAUCCCGAUUCAUGGAGCACGUGUCCCUUUUGUGAUUCACCAGUUCCUUCAUCUCAACUUCAAUGGCACGCCAAUGCUCAUUUUCAUGAUCCCGAGCUUCCCCAACAGCCCCUCCAAUCUCUUCCGAGUCAACAUUGUAACUAUUCUGGCGGUGAGACUAGUAGAGAUAAAGAGGAAUGUUCAAUGGAUGAAAAAAUCUCUUGCUUGAUUGGUUUACAGACAAGGAGCGAGUUUUACAAAGUUGAAUCAGGUUUAAUGACCUUGUUGAGAAAUUGUUUGGAGUCUGAAACUGAGAAUUCGAAAACUGUUUUGUCCGGUUAUGUUGAUCAUUUCCAGAGCCUUGAUUCUGAGGAUGCUGGAUGGGGUUGUGGAUGGCGUAACAUUCAAAUGCUUAGUUCUCAUUUGUUAGCGCAGAGGCCGGAAGCAAGAGAGUUUUUGUUCGGUGGUUCGGGGUUUGUUCCUGAUAUCCCGUCGUUGCAGAGAUGGCUUGAGGUUGCUUGGGAAAAGGGUUUUGAUGCACCAGGAGCUGCUCAACUUGAUCAUGUUGUUUAUGGUUCAAAAAAAUGGAUAGGGACUACUGAAUGCGCUGCUCUAUUGCGUUCUUUUGGUCUUCGUGCAAGAGUAGUGGAUUUCGGUCCUAUGGAAUCUCAAUCUGUCGUAGGAACAAAUGUUGAUAACACGGACGAUAAAGCAAGUAGUGAGGCUUAUCAAGUUCUCAUGGAUUUUGUGUGGAAUUACUUUUCUGAUGAAAACACAGUCCAAUUCGGUCUGCAGCAUGUUGUGAUCAGCGAGAAAACGCCCUUGUACUUUCAACAUGAUGGUCAUUCAAGAACAAUCGUUGGCGUUCAAGCUAAAUAUCAACAGGAUGGAGUUCUAACGUAUAAUCUCCUAGUUUUGGAUCCUGCUCAUAGUACGAUUGCUCUUGAAAGAUCAUUAAAGAAGAAAAUUGGAUGGAAGAAACUUAUAAGAAAGGGGAGGAAUACACUGAAGAAGCCACAAUACCAGUUGUGUUAUGUUGAUCCCGGAAUCGCUUGUGAGGAGGAGAUGGAAAAGCUCAUGACAAUUGAUAGUGUCUUCUUUGAAUUAUAG
Lathyrus sativus (Indian pea) is the source of this 1092-nucleotide messenger RNA. The record is from the annotation of a GenBank genome assembly. Lineage: Eukaryota; Viridiplantae; Streptophyta; Magnoliopsida; Fabales; Fabaceae.